AUGUCUGCUCUAACGCCAGAAACAACAUUUGACGACUAUCUAAAUGAGCAGCUCAUCAAUUGUUUGAAUAUUCAGACUAAUGUUAUACAAAAUUUAGCACAAUAUUCUCGACAUAUUUCAUUUCAAUUAAUCGAAAUUAGGAAUAAUGUAGAAAUACUUGCAAACAGAUUAAUGAAUCUUCAACAAGAACAAUCUCAAUUUUUACCUCCAUUUCAUUUAUAUAUGCCACAACCGCCACCAUUCAAUUCUUUAUCAUAUUUUCAUCCAGCAUUACAGGUCUCUUCUCCAUUUAAUAAACCAUUCUUUUCAAAUAUACCUGAUUUAACACCAAACUCAGAAUCAAUUUCAUUUUUUCAAACAACAGAUCAGCAACCAUCACGUAAUGUUUUAGCUCCAUUUGUCUUUGGUCCAAUAAGUUUUAAUGGUGUCACUAAUCUACAUGAUGACAUUGAAGAUACAAAUGAUUCUGAUGAACUGUGUAUAUCAUUUAAACCUAGUGUACAUUUAUUACCUGUUGAAGUUAAAACAGGAGAAGAAGAUGAAGAUAUUUUAUUUUGUGAACGUGCAAAACUUUAUCGUUUUGAUUCAUCAACAAAUGAAAUGAAAGAACGUGGAAUUGGUGAAAUGAAAAUUUUACAACAUAAAACAACAAAUCUAUGUCGAAUAUUAAUGCGUCGUGAACAAAUCUUUAAAGUAUGUGCAAAUCAUAAAAUAACAUCACAAAUGGAAUUAACACCACAUCGAGAAAUACCUAAUGUUUAUCUUUGGUCAGCUAUGGAUUUUUCUGAUAGUGAAGCCAAACAUGAAACGUUUUGUAUAAAAUUUAAAACACAUGAACAAGCAACGCAAUUUGAAAAAAUAUUUGAUCAAGCAAGGGAAAUCAAUCAAAAUAAUAUCGAUAAUAUAUCAUCAAUUAAAAAUAUUUCAUUAAAUGAUGAUGAUAUAAUUAUCAUUGGUGAAGUUAAACCAACAUUAGAACAAAUCGAACAAGCAAAAAAACUUCAAUUACCAUUAACAUUCUAUCUAUAUGAAAAUAAACAGCCAUGUAAUGGUUGUCGUGGGUGUAAGGAAGAUUCAUCAUUGACUCAAUCGAAUGAAAAAUCUUCUCUGCCCCCGUUGAUGUCUAUGAUGCCCACUUGGUUUCCUACUGGAGUGGAUUCAUUUUCUUCUUUUAAUAUGCAUUCUCCUCCAAAAGACUAUCGAAUGAUAAUAAAAGCCAAACGUUCUCUACCAAGCAAUCGUUUACCUCCUCCACCACCACCACCAUCAUCAUCAUUACCAUCACAUUCUGAUCAUGAACAAACCUCUGUUGGAGUUGAUGCAGGAGAGGAAAUAGCAGCAGCUCAGACACAUCAAAAAAAGACACGAAAUUUCUCCAGUUAUAAUACUGACCCAUAUUUACUCAACAAUUAUGCUUCACAAAUGGCACAAACUAUUUUGGAUCGGGUAAAACAAGAACUUUAUAAUCUAAUUGUUGAGCAACAAGUCAUAGAAACAAACGAUGAUAAAACUACUACAUUACAAGAUGAUAAUCAGCCGUCCAGUUUUUCUAAUACUAAUACUAGUUCUAAUUCUAUUCAAUCCAUCAACGAAAAUUUAACAACAACAACUAAUAAUAAUAACAAUAAUAGUGAUCCGAUAUUUGGUAGUUUGACAUCCAUCAAACCAUUAAAUAGUAGUUUUCCUUUUUCUACUUUUGGUAAUGCAAAAACAUCAUCAAUUGAUUUACAACUUUCAAUUCCAUUCUCAUCAACAACAAAUAGUACUUCAACUAGUAAAUUAGGAUCAACAGAAAAUAUCCCUUUAUUUGGUAAUUUACAAAAUCUUAGUUUUUCUGAUGUAGCUAAGCAGGCAUUAGAUCACCCAUUGAUAGAUAAUAAUAAAGAAGCAAGAGUUUUUCCUGGACAAGGUUCAUUGAUAUUCGAUACGAACUCCACGAAUAUAAGUAAAACAGACAAGGAUAAUGAUGAAAAUCACGAUGAAGAUAAUGAACCAUCUAUGUCAUAUAAACCUAUUGUACAUUUAUUACCUGUUGAAGUUAAAACAGGAGAAGAAGAUGAAAAUAUUUUAUUUUGUGAACGUGCAAAACUUUAUCGUUUUGAUUCAUCAACAAAUGAAAUGAAAGAACGUGGAAUUGGUGAAAUGAAAAUUUUACAACAUAAAACAACAAAUCUAUGUCGAAUAUUAAUGCGUCGUGAACAAAUCUUCAAAGUAUGCGCAAAUCAUAGGAUAACAUCACAAAUGGAAUUAAAAGAACAUCAUGGUAAAGAAAAUGCUUAUAUAUGGUCAGCUAUGGAUUUUUCUGAUGGCCAAUCUAAACAUGAAAUACUAUGUAUAAGAUUUAAAACAAACGAUCAAGCUAAAAGAUUUUUUCAACAAUUUAAUGAUGCCAAACAAAUCAAUGCUAAUAUUCAACAGUGA
Molecule: messenger RNA, 2421 nt
Organism: Rotaria sp. Silwood2
Lineage: Eukaryota; Metazoa; Rotifera; Eurotatoria; Philodinida; Philodinidae
Source: the annotation of a GenBank genome assembly